Molecule: messenger RNA, 384 nt
Organism: Humulus lupulus (European hop)
Lineage: Eukaryota; Viridiplantae; Streptophyta; Magnoliopsida; Rosales; Cannabaceae
Exons: 2
Coding region: 1-384 (127 amino acids)
Source: RefSeq, a predicted model, not a curated record
AUGUCAUUGUCUGUAUUUAAAAGGCUUGGUUUGGGGGAAGCUAGACCCACUACUGUUACUCUUCAACAGGUUGACCGUUCAUUAACACACCCCAGAGGUAUUAUAGAGGACGUUCUAGUAAAAGUAGAUAAGUUCAUUUUCCCAGCGGAUUUCAUUGUUUUAGAUAUGGAGGAAGAUGAGGACGUGCUUAUUACAUUGGGACGACCAUUUUUGGCCACGGGGCAAGCGUUGAUAGACGUUCAGAAGGGAGAGUUAAGGCUUAGAGUACAAGGUGAUGAGGAAGUUCCAGUUGAAGGAGCUACCAAGUCUGUGAGGGAUAAGUAUGAGUGUUGGCAAGCAGCUAACAAUAAGGUGCGGAAGUUGAACUGCAUAGAGCAACAAUAG